AUGAAUUAAAACCUUGAUUUUUUAAAUUUAAAAUAAUUUACUUCAUAUGAUUAUUCUAAUGUAAAUAGAAAAAUCGAACUAGAUGCAGGUGAAGCUAUUUAAGUUUCUUGUAAAUUAUAAAACAAUUUUUAAAUUUACAAUAGAAUAUGUACAAAAAUUUAUAAUCCUUAUAAUUUUUUGCCUUUAGUAUCAUUUAAAUUUUAUAGAAGAAAAUUUAUAUUGAUUCAUAUAACAAUAACAAUUUUAUGCAUUUCAUUAAAUCAGGAUAUUACUUCUAAAUAAGAUAUGUAAAAAAUAAAUAUAUUUGUUAUUAAAUUAUUAUUUACAAGAAUAAACUAUUUUUAUAUGUUUUUAAUUCCAAUUUUAAUCUCUUAAAUAAUUUACUUAUUAUUAGAAUAUGUUUUGGAAUAAAGAAAAAGCCUCUUUGAUCUAUUAAAGAAUAAUAAAGAAUGUUCUGUAUUUAUAAAAUUUCGCAAAAAAUAAAUCUAAAAAAAUGCUGUAAAAUUAAUUGUAAAAAAGAAAUGGUCUGAAAUUGAAGUAUUUUUAAAUUAUAUAUAAAAAAAUAUAAAAAUAUAAAUAGAUAGCUGAUAUUGUGAUCUUAAAAUAAAAUGAAGAAUGUCCGAGUGAUAUUUUAAUUUUAGAUUCAUCUGGAAAGUAAUGUAUAAUAGAUACAAGCUUAAUCACGGAAAACACUGAAUAUGAAUAUAAAUCAAUUUUAAAAUUAACUAAAUCUGAUGAAAAUUCUAAGCACAAGCGAACUCUUUUAUAGUUUCGUAAACUAUUAAAAGGAAAUCUAGAAUAUUCAAAAAGCAAAGAAUAAAUACGUGGAUAUAUAAAAUUAUCUAAAGAUCCUUAAACAGAUUUAUUUACUAACGAAAAUAUAAUAUUUAGAGGAUCUAUUUUAAAAGAAGAAUGGGCUAUUGGUAUUGUUUUAUAUACAGGACUACAAUGCUAAAUAUAUUAAGAUGUAAAUAAUAGAUAAAAGAAUGAAAACAAUUCGAUUUUUUGGAAUAAAAUAUAGUUUUUUUGUAUUUUUAAUUAUUUGCUCUUCAUUCCUAUUUUGAUUGUUUCAAUAGUCAAUUAAUAAAUGUCUAAAUGCUAUAUAAUUUAUAGUUAAAAAUAAAUUUAAUUUUUUACAUUAUAAAGAUUAGUUGUUUUAAUUUCAGAUUCUUUACCUUUAUUCCCUAUAUUUAUUUAUUUUUUCAUAGACUCGCUUCUUUUAAUAGAAAUUUUAUGCUAAAAUUAUUAAUUAC
This is a messenger RNA of Ichthyophthirius multifiliis, 1253 nucleotides long. RefSeq lists its product as hypothetical. Lineage: Eukaryota; Ciliophora; Oligohymenophorea; Hymenostomatida. The transcript has 4 exons. The record is from RefSeq and is a predicted model, not a curated record.